AAAACCUAAAAAAAAUUUAUCGAUCAAUAGAUCAAGUCAAAUGUUUAACUUAACCAACCCUAGGUUGGAGAUAAGAUUAUUAUGUUAGCAGCAGCUAAAAUUAUCGGAUCUGGAUUAGCAACUAUCGGUCUAGCGGGAGCUGGAGUUGGUAUUGGACUAGUAUUCGCAGCUUUAAUUAACGGAACUUCUAGAAACCCAUCUCUACGACCUCAAUUAUUCUCUUAUGCAAUUUUAGGAUUCGCAUUAACAGAGGCAAUUGGACUAUUCGCAUUAAUGAUGGCAUUCCUAUUACUAUACGCAUCGUAG
This is a messenger RNA of Umbelopsis ramanniana AG, 306 nucleotides long. RefSeq lists its product as uncharacterized. Bases 82 to 306 code for a protein of 74 amino acids. The record is from RefSeq and is a predicted model, not a curated record. NCBI's taxonomy places the organism in Eukaryota, Fungi, Mucoromycota, Umbelopsidomycetes, Umbelopsidales, Umbelopsidaceae. The transcript has a single exon. Gene Ontology annotation, biological process: proton transmembrane transport; proton motive force-driven ATP synthesis. Gene Ontology annotation, molecular function: proton transmembrane transporter activity.